AGCGUGUGCAAAACGAAACGAAACUGAAACCGAAAUCGAAACCGAGUCGCGUCUGAUCAAUUGAAAUUCUUCUGACCAAUUUUUUCCCCCUGAUCAUCAGUGUUUGAACGAGAGUUACACCUGUACAUAUGUACGAGUCGAGCUGUGUUGUGCAGUGACACGUGCGGUGAGCGAAGAGCGAGAGCGAGUGACUGACGUGCGAUGGACGUCAAGGACAUAAAAGGCGCCAAGGUGACGCAUGCGGGACUGCUAAAGCACAACUCCGAUGGCAGCACCGAGACGCAGAAGAUCACCCACGCCGGACUGGUGGCCCGCAGUCCCGAGGGCACCGCCGCCAAGGGUAUGAACAUCCGCGGCAACGAGGAUCUGUGGGUGGAGAUCCAAGCGAACACAUUCCGCAACUGGGUCAACGAGCACCUGCGCGAGACGGGAAUGCAGGUGCAUGACUGGGCUACGGAUUUCUGCGAUGGUACUUGCCUGUGCGCUCUUGUCGAGAGCCUGCAGACGCGUCCGCUGAAACCGUCAUGGAAUCGGCGACCGGCCAAUCAACAUCACUACCUGGAGAACGCCACGACGGCGCUGAAGUCCAUCGAAGCGGACCACAUUAAGCUGGUGAACAUCGGCAAUGUGGACAUCGUGAAUGGCAAUGUUAAGCUGAUCCUGGGACUGAUCUGGUCGCUGAUUGUGCGCUACCAGAUCGGACGCAGCAAGUUCCCGCCACGCAAGCUGAUGCUGGCCUGGCUGCAGGCCGCUCUUCCAGAUUGCAGGAUCACUAAUUUGACCACCGAUUGGAAUAGUGGCGUUAAUUUGGCGGCACUCUUGGAUUAUUGCCAGCCGGGCUUGUUCCCGCACUGGCGAAGCCUGGAUCCUGGCCAGAGUGUGCGAAACUGUACGCAGGCAAUGGACCUGGCACAGCGCGAAUUUGGAGUUCCAAAAGUACUGGAACCGGAGUAUUUGGCCUCACCCUGGCUGGAUGAGUUGUCCGGCAUGACGUAUUUGUCGUACUUCAUGAAGCGGGGUCCUGGUUAUAAUGCCACGAUGCGGUGGGUCAAUACACAGGUCAAAGAUCCAGUCAAGAACUUUACGACCGAUUGGAACGAUGGACGCGUGAUGUGCGAAGUUAUUAAGGGACUUGGCGGACCUGCGCCUGCUCCGGAAAAGCUCAGCACAGAUCCCUUCCACUACGAGAACAAUAUUCGGAAGGCGGUGGAUGCGGGCGCCCGGUUGGGCGUGCAGCCCAUCCUCACGGCCAAGGACAUGGCCAACCCGGAAGUGGAGCAUCUGGGCAUUAUGGCCUACGCUGCGCAUCUGCAGUGGGUUCCACCGCGCCCUCCGCUGUCCGACCUGGUCAACGUUUAUCUGGAGAGCACGUCCGGUCGAGUGGGUGAACCGACGCAUUUCCGCAUCGAUGUGUUGUCUCGGGAUAUAAGCCUCAGCUCGGUUCGCUGUCACGUGGUUCCACCUUCCGGUCAACCAGGACAACCUGUGCGACUGAAUGCCCACGGCGAGGGAGUAUUCGUGCCGGAGCGCUAUGGCAUGCACGAGAUUGUGGUGGAGAUCGGAGAAGAUAGCCUGGGCGGGCACUUCUUCCGCGUUCUGCCUCGUUUGCUACAGGUGGCUCCUCCGGGAAUGGCGCCCUGUGCCUUGGGCAGUCUCGUCGAGGUGCUGGUUAAUGCCACGGGAGCGCCAAAGACGGAGGAUAUCCUGGUCACAGCAGUCUCUCCAUCGGGCAUCUCCCACAACUGUCCACUGAAGAAGAUAGACGAGGGACACAGUGCCAUAUUCAAGCCGGACGAGGCGGGCAUUUGGGAGAUUGCCAUCACCUACCAGGGCCGUCAUAUCCAAGGUGGACCCUUCACCUGUGCCGUUUUUGAUGCCUCCGGGGUAUCGGUCCAUGGAUUGGAUGGAGCCAUGCCGUUGAGGGCACACACCUUUGAGGUAGAUGCUCGCGGAGUGGGAGUUUCUGGAGAGCUGCACGUGGAUAUCGUCCACGACAAGCAUUCGUUGGUGUGCUCAGUGGAGAAGAUCGUGGAGAAUAAAUACCGAGUGACCUUUAUGCCCAGGCAGAAUGGAAAGUACCGUGUCUACAUUUACUUUAAUGGCUACGAUGUUAAGGGUUCCCCGUUUAUAAUGCGAGUGGGUACUAAGGGAAGAUCUGGAAAGACGCGCAGCAGCCCGCUGCAUGACAGCAAGCACCGCUCGGAGAGUCCAUCGAUGCAUUUUAUAUCCACCACGAAUACCCGGCACAAUGAUUACCGAAACUCCUCCCUAUCGAGGCACAAUACUGCGGAAAGAAACAACAGCUACUCCCCGCAAUACUCGCCCAAGUUGGAUACCACAGAUUACCACACUUCCAGUUCAAGGUAUUAUAAGCGGGAGAGCGAGGAGAACCACACCUCCCCGCCGCCACAACCACCACCAGUUAUUGGUUCACCAAGUAUCAAGUAUCUGAACUCUGCUGAUCUUUACACUGAGACCUUGAACGGGGCACGCCGUGAUUCAAAGACCUCCAAUAGCAGCUCCACGAAAAACGAUUACUACUACGACAAGGAAAAUGAACUAUACAGUCAACGGCGUGGGGUGACAAAGCCCAAGUUGACGCCACCGCGCGAGGAGCGCGAACUGACCAGCACAACCAAUACCAGCAGCAGCUUCCAACAGCAACGACAUCAGCAGCUGGCCACCAGCACCCUGACCAGAUCGCUUAGUCCAAUACCUAGUCCCACACUCAAUACCCGAUCUAGCGAGCUGCACACGCACAGUCCGCUGACCAUCAAGACGUCCAACCAAUACGAAAGCUCUACGCGUAAUGUAACCAGCAGUCCACGCCAUGCCUCUGUUUCGCCCGUCCAGCGUUACUCCCCCAACGCCUAUAUUACCACUGCCACCCACCGUAUGGGCAGUCCGGUGACCAAUACUCUGAACAAGAAUGGCUACGAGUCGCGAACGGUGGAGAAGUCGUCAACCUACAAGUCAACAUCGAACUAUGUCACAGACUCGAAUAUGCGCUCCAGUCCCUCGCUGUACGGCACUGCCGAGCGGCUGCGUCGGACUGGAUCUCCGGAGCCGCGGAUCGACCAUUCCUCAAAUGUGAGGGUGUCCUCGAUGAAACCGGCGUCGGCCAGGCGCGACAGUUGGGAUGUCAUCAAUAAGACAAAGCAUAUGCUCUCGCACAAUUCGCUCGAAUCGCUGGCGAACAUGACCGAGACGCAGCUGAACACGGAACUGCAGUACAAUCGUCCGGAUUUGGACCACGAGACGCACCGGAAUACGCAGUACAAUAAGUUUGCCCUGCACAAACAACAGCAGCAGCAGCAGCUGUCGGACUAUCGUCGGGAUUCGCCUGAUGAUGGCGGAGAGCGUUACAAACCCAGUGCCAUUACAGUCAAGUCACAUUCGAACAAUACAUAUACGGACAAAUCCGGUGGCUAUACAAAAACCGUGAAGGAGUCCAGCGAACAUGUGGUUACCGAGAGCAAUGGCCAUGGAGUUUCUCCUGGUUAUGGCUACAGUUCGUUGUCUAGAUUUCGUCCCAUAGACAGCAAUGCCACUGGUGCUAGGGCCAUACGGGUGCAGGAUAUACCGAAUGGCUCCAUUGGGCGUCCAGUCGAGUUCGAGAUCGAUGGCUCGAAAGCGGGCUCCGGCAAUCUGGAGAUCCUGGUUAACGGCGGGCGUGUCACCUCCUCGGUCCGCUCGCUGGGAGGCCAGAGGUUCAUAGCCAGCUUUACGCCGCACGAACAUGGAACGCACACAGUGCAGAUCACCUUCAAUGGCGAAACCGUUCCAGGUUCACCGUGGCACGCUGAGAUCAUGUCCUCACCCGGCCUAACCGCUCUGGGCGAAUCCACUCGCCUGGUACCCGCCAAUACACCGGCGGUUUUUGAGAUACUGCCGCCUCCUGGACAAAGCCUAAGUAAGGGCGAGUGCGUGGCCACGGUUCUGACUCCCAACAAGUCAAAACUCAACGCCAGAGUCACCCAUGAGGCGGCAAAUGGUGCUGCUCGCAUCGAGUUCGUGCCCACCGAAGUGGGCACCCACGUCAUCGAUGCGUCCAUUAACGGCACGAAGAUCGCUGGCGGCCCGCUGAUCGCCAAGGUCUACGACUCCAGCCUGAUCCAGGUGACGGAGGUAAAUGGCGGCGUGGUCGGCCAGCCGUGCCAGUUCCGCGUCGAUGCCAGCGCUGCUGGCGAAGGCCAACUGGAGAUAUCCAUCAACGAGGGCGAGGUGCCCAAUCAUGUCCAGGUGGUGGGCGGUGGCCGCUGCCUCGUCUCCUUUACACCGGAGCAGGCCAAAUCGCAUCUUAUAGAUAUCAAGUUCAAUGGCGAAACGGUGCGCGGCUGUCCCUUUGUCUGCGCCGUGGCAGAUACCUCUCGUGUGCUCCUGAAUCUCUCCAAUCUGGAGUUGAUUCCGGUCAACAGGCCCUCCUCCUUUCACAUCACCGUGAGCGGAGGCGGUGCCGCCGAGCUGGCUGUCAGUGUCCGCGGUCCACAAGGGGAGUUGCCCGUUCGAGUCACUGGAGAUAUCCACGCUGGCUUCACCGCCGAAUUCACGCCCACGAAUGUUGGCGGCCACUCGAUUAAUGUGGAGUACAAUGGCUUUGCCGUCCAGGGCACCCCCUUCUUGGCCAAGUCCUAUGACGCCAGCAAAGUGGUGGUGGGCAGCGUGUCGCGCGGCAAUGGACGGCCGGUGCAGUUCACGGUGGAUGCGGGUGAUGCCGGUGAGGGCAACUUGGAAAUAACGAUUUCGGCGAAGGGACAGAACAUUCCCACACAGGUGCAUCCGCAAGGCAGUGCGAGAUUCUCCGUUUCGUUUGUGCCCACGGAGUCAUGCGAGCACACGAUCAACGUAUCCUUCAACAAAAUGCCCGUGCCCGGCUGUCCGAUAACGGUCAGCAUCAGUGGCGGCGUGGCCGGACCACAGGUGUCGCUCGGCGGACCAGGACCUGUGCAUCAGACCAAUUCUUUUGUAAUCAAUCACAACGGCGGCCGUCUGGAGGAUAUCGAGGUGAACGUGGAAGGACCUGCUGGCCAGUCGGUUCCUGCACAAGUACAUCAAUCCGCUGAUGGCGUCUUCAAGGCGGAGUUCGUGCCCAGAGUCGUCGGCGAGCAUCGCGUUAAUGUCACGGUCAAUGGACUGGCCACCGCUGGGAGUCCAUAUGCAGCCAAGGUCUACGAUGUCAGCGCCAUCAAGGUGAAGAAUGUGAGCAGCGGAACUGUGGGCAAGCCGGUCACCUUCCUGGUUGAGACCUCCCAGGCUGGACCCGGUAAUCUAGAGGUGACUGUAAAUGGCGGCAGGGUUCCCACAUCAGCCCAGGCCCAAGGACAGCACACCUAUGCCAUCAGCUUCACUCCCCGCGAGGCUGAGAGUCACACCGUGGAGCUGCGAUUUAAUAGCCAGGAUGUACCUGGUUCGCCCUUCACCUGUCGCGUAGCAGCCGCCGCUCGUAUCCAAUCCCCGGAGACAAUGGACAAGGUCAGCGUGGGCAGACUAUUUGAAUUCGUGGUGGAGUCAGACACGAAGCCAACAGUGGAAGUACUCGGAUCUGCCAGGCGGAGUGUGCCGGUAAAGAUUGAUCCACUGGGCUCUUCUACACUUGGCUACAACGUCAAGUUCGAGCCCAUGGAGGUUGGAGAUCAUUCGGUGGAGGUUCGCCUUCCAGGCGGUGGCCAUGUAGAGGGCAGCCCAUUCCUGCUGAAAGCCUACUCCGCUGAGAAAGUCAUAGUCACCGAUAUCCGAGCCGGAGUGGUUAAUAAGAGUAUGAGCUUUGGAAUAAAUGCCUCGCAGGCGGGAGCUGGUAACUUAGAAAUCAUUGUGGCCGUCAAUGGCAAGAAUGUGCCCAACUUUGUCCAAUCCGAGGGGAAUGCCCGGUUUAAGGUGAACUUCAAGCCGACGGAGGCAGCCACCCACUCGCUGUCUGUACGUUUCAAUGGACAUCCAGUGCCGGGUUCACCUUUCAGCUGUCACAUAGCCGCUGCAGCUGCUUCUCCUUCGAUGGGCUUGCCCCGAGCCAUGGCCAUGGGUGAGUGCCUCAAGCAGGCAGCCGUCAAGAUGGACAACACCUUCGAGCUUGAAGGCUUCGAGGGCAUUGAACCGCAGAUCUUUGUGACCUCGCCGUCGGGAGACAACGAGCAUUGCCAGUUGAGUCAGCACGACGGAGGCAGCUACUCUGCCUCGUUCAGACCCACCACUGUGGGUCGUCACCUGAUCAGUGUGACGGCUAACGAUCAGCACAUCAAUGGAUCCCCCUUCAGCUGCAACGUCUUCGAUGUAUCCAGGGUCAGCAUCAGUGGAUUGGAGCAACAGUAUGGACCGGCCAAUCUGGGAGUGCCAGUAACUUUCAGUGUGGAUGCGGCAGGAGCUGGAGAAGGAACCCUAGAGCUGGUGGUCUCCACAGACAGUAGCACCGUCAAGGCGGAAGUGGUGGCCUGCGCCCGGGGACUAUAUGACGUAACCUUUGUGCCCCAGAGCACGGAACCGCAUUACGUGAACAUCACCUUCAAUGAGGUGGCCGUGGACGGUAGCCCCUUCCGUGUGGACAUUCAGCAGCACACGCAGCACAUACAGAUUGGCAGCUUGGCGGCCAUCGACUUUCCAGCGGAUGACCAGAUCGUGGAGAUCUUCUCGCCGGAUCAGAAGUCCGUUCCAUACUCGAUCAAUAGGCAGACGGCCGAGUUCCGUACGCACAUGACCGGAAACUAUACACUGCGCUUUAUAGACCGCGAGACGAGACAACAUAUUGGCUCUCGCACGUUGUGCGUCUUCGACCCCACUCUGGUGAAGAUUACCGAGGUGAGUGAGGCGUUCUGUCAUCGUCCGGCCAGCAUUGGAGUCUCCUUGAAUGAAGCCGGCCAGGGGGAUCUCUCGGCUCUGGUUCGCUGUGGCGCUACUGAGGUGCCACACACUAUCCGAGGCCCAAGCAAGACCGGAGUGUAUGAGAUCGUUUACCAGCCCACUCGAGUGGCUCCCCACAAGAUCAGCAUCCUAUUCAACGACGUGCCCAUUUCCCUGAAGCCUCUGGAGAUCAAUGUUCUUCCCGCUAGUGCUGGCAAGGAGAUCAGCGUCAGUGGAUUGGGAUUGUAUCAGUCUCGCGUGGGCAAAACCACUUCGUUUGCCAUCGAUACGGUCAAGAGGCCAGCUAGGGAAUUCGAUGUGGUGGUUUCCGGCCCAGGAGGACAGGCCCUACCGGUGAGGUGCUAUCAGACCAAGAACGGCCACUUGCAGGCCGAGUUCACCAUCAACAAACCGGGACAGUGUGUCAUUGAGGUGCUGCAUCAAUCGAAACCACUGCCUGGCAGUCCCUUCACCUGCGAGUCCUUCGACAGUAGCAAGGUCACCACGCAGGGUGUGUCCAAGGAGCCACUGGCUCUGCACAGUCCCAACAGCUUUACCGUACGCACAGAUAAUGCCGGAACCGCCGAACUGGAGGCUUUUGCCAUCUCACCCAGCAACCAAAGCCUGCCUGUACUGAUAAGCGAACAGUCGGAGGGAGUCUACAAUGUGGAGUUUAUACCCUCGCAGCCGGGCAACUACAAGCUGACGUUAAUGUACGGCGGAGAAACGAUUCCCAGCUCUCCGCUGAACUUUACAGCCUCCGCCAGCGGAGUGAGAAACGAUGCUCGGGCAGCUGGCCAUGGACUGGAAGUGUGUCAUCGCAACAAGGAGGCCUCCUUCGUUGUCUACUGUCCCAUCGCCCCAAAUGUUCAGAUCGAACGACUGGAUGAAUAUGGCGAGCGGAUAGAACCCAAGAUUAAGGCUCUGGGCAAUAAUGAGUGGCGCAUCUCUUACACCAUCCUAUCCGUGGGCAAAUACGAGAUCCGUGCGAGUUGUCCGAAUCGUGGUAGCUUGCCGGGAUCGCCCUGGCACAUCAGCUGCGUGGAGUCCAACAAGGUCACACCUGUGGGUGGCUGGGGUACUUUGGUCGAUCACGAUGGCCGACUCAUUCUUCCAGCUCGUAUCAUCUUCGAGGUGGAAAAUGCCGGACCUGGCAAGCUGGUGUGCAGCAUCGAUGGCAUAGAAAUACCGGUGGAUAAGCUGGCGGAUGGUAAGAUGUGCCUGAACAUUACCGGCGAAAAUCUGGCUGCCGGUGAGCAUGAUUUGGAUCUAACCUGGAGCGGCUUGACCAUCACCCAGUGCCCAAGAAGUGCUUUUGUGACCGGCCAACAAGCUGCGGAUAAGGUUCAACUAAUGGGUCGCGGAUUGGCUGCCGCUCAGGCAGGAGAGGCGGCGCAUUUCACAAUUGAUGCUUCAAAUGCCCCGGCAGGCAGGCCAGAUGUCAUUCUCACCAGUCAGGACAAUACAUCGCUGCCGGUGAGCCUGGCACAGCCUCGACCAAGUGAAAACAUUUGGCUGGCCUCGUACACACCGCAGAAAUCGACAACGGGCACAUUGAAUCUCUCCGUGAAGUGGAACGGCAGACUGGUCAAGGGAUGUCCGCUAACCGUAGCUGUGGGCUCCUCGAUGGAUGCCUCAAAGGUGAUUGCCUCCGGAGAGGGACUGCGUCAUGGGAUUGUGGGCAAGGAUAUCAAGUCAUGGAUAGACACAAGGAGAGCCGGACCUGGCGAACUUACUGCCCACUGUGCUGGCGUUCGAAAGGUUGCCUAUUGCGAGCUGUACGAUCACGGCGAUGCCACUUUCACGCUGAACAUCAAGCCCCAGGAGCCGGGAAGGCAUCUGUUGACAAUCAAAUACGGAGGACAAAAUGUCCCCGGAUCGCCAUUUGCACUUAAGGUGGCCGGUGCUCCCGACGCCAGCAAGGUUCGCGUUUAUGGACCUGGCAUAGAGCAUGGUGUGCUGGCCACCUUCCAGUCGCGAUUUAUCUGCGACACUCGAGGUGCUGGCGCUGGUCAGCUCACUGUGCGUGUCCGAGGACCCAAGGGUGCCUUCCGCGUGGAGAUGCAGCGGGAGAGCCAAAAGGAUCGCACCAUACUGUGCAAGUAUGAUCCAACCGAGCCCGGCGACUAUCGUGUGGAAGUCAAGUGGGCGGGCGAAUUCGUGCCAGGAUCACCGUUCCCCGUCAUGAUCUUCGACACUGAGGAGGAGUUACGAAGGUAUUUGCAGGGCAUAUGAGGCCAGCUCAACCACCAUGUCAUCGUCUUCCCCAGUGGCCUCAGCCCAUUGCCCAUUGCCCGUGAUCAAGUGCGCCGCAAGGCAUCGACCUGUACUCCACUGUAGCUGAUCCAAGUCCACCCCUUUGUAGUAUAUUUAAAUAAGCUAACAAUGAUACCUAAAGAGUUAUAUAUGUUAUACUAAUCGAAGCUAGCUAACUGGAAAACAGUACGAAUCGAAUAACGAAAUCAUAUCUAGGUUAAUCCCAAAAGGAUACAUUAAUAUAGAUUAAAUAAUAACAUGUUGAGCAGUGUAUAAACUUGCAAUGAAUUAAUUGGUUUAGUUAUUUCGCCUUGUAUGCAAUACAAACACUUAAAUACAUAGCAGCGUUAAACAUAA
This is a messenger RNA of Drosophila serrata, 9444 nucleotides long. RefSeq names its product filamin-type immunoglobulin domains fbug (gene jbug). Gene Ontology annotation, biological process: actin cytoskeleton organization. Gene Ontology annotation, molecular function: actin filament binding. NCBI's taxonomy places the organism in Eukaryota, Metazoa, Arthropoda, Insecta, Diptera, Drosophilidae. The record is from RefSeq and is a predicted model, not a curated record.